Molecule: messenger RNA, 2076 nt
Organism: Nothobranchius furzeri (turquoise killifish)
Lineage: Eukaryota; Metazoa; Chordata; Actinopteri; Cyprinodontiformes; Nothobranchiidae
Gene: trhr2
Product: thyrotropin releasing hormone receptor 2
Biological process (GO): phospholipase C-activating G protein-coupled receptor signaling pathway
Cellular component (GO): membrane
Molecular function (GO): thyrotropin-releasing hormone receptor activity
Source: RefSeq, a predicted model, not a curated record
GAGUCAGUAGUAGCAGCGCUCUGUGUGUGUGCACAUCAUAUAGACAACAGUUAAAGCAUGGCUCUGCAGCCUGGCAGCUCCAAACAGCGACCGACACGCAGGAGGAGAAAUUUAUUCUUACUUUCAGAUGACAAACGGGAUUAAAGGAAAUUCUGGAUGAAGCUGAAACCCUGCAGAGGCUCCCAAGGUCACUCAUGGAUGCUCUGACUGGUGUUCGGACUAAAUGUCUGUCGACGGUAAUCGGAGGAGCAGAAGGAGCAUUGAAGCUGUAGACCAAGAACGCCAGCUGUGCUCCUUCAUCUGAGCAGCUGCUUUUGAUGGAUAUGCAGACUCUGGUUUUAAAUGCAACGCAAUAAAACAGAAGAAGCAUGGCGAUGGUUUGGACUCACAGGCCUCAUUUCUCCCUUCAUCUCUGAUUAACAAACAACCGUCAGCAGAAAUGACCAACAACCUGAGCUCCAGGAGCGACGCCCCCACCAACAUCUCCCUGAGCCCCAGCGUCGCUGUCUCCGACUCUCUGGAGUACAAGACGGUGUCGGUAUUCCUGGUCCUGCUGGUCUGUGGCGUCGGGAUUGUGGGGAACAUCAUGGUUGUCGUGGUGGUCCUCACCACCCGCCACAUGAGGACUCCCACCAACUGUUACCUGGUGAGCCUGGCCAUAGCCGACCUGACAGUUCUGGUGGCGGCGGGGCUCCCCAACGUAUCCGACAGCCUGACAGGGACCUGGAUUUAUGGACACGCCGGGUGUCUGGGCAUCACCUACCUGCAGUACCUGGGAAUCAACGUGUCUUCAUGCUCUAUCACGGCUUUCACCGUGGAGAGGUACAUCGCUAUCUGCCAUCCCAUGAAGGCCCAGACCGUGUGCACGGUGUCCCGCGCCAAGCGGAUCAUCGCCGGCGUUUGGAUCUUUACCUGCAUCUACUGCAUGCUGUGGUUCUUCCUGGUGGAUAUUCAGGCGGACCAGGAUGGACACACGCAGUGUGGAUACAAGGUGAAGCGAGAUCUCUACCUACCCAUCUACCUCAUCGACUUCGCCUUCUUUUACGUCAUCCCACUGCUGCUCGCCAUUGUGCUCUACGCCCUGAUAGCACGCGUCCUCUACCUCAGCCCUCUGCCCACCGACACCAGCGCCACCACGCUACGCAGGAGCGGCCAGGACCCCUCAGAGGCGGCUAGGACAGGUCGCCAAGGUCGACCCAGGAGCGCCGUCUCCUCCAGGAAACAGGUGACAAAGAUGCUCGCCGUGGUGGUGAUCAUCUUCGCCCUGUUGUGGAUGCCCUAUCGGACUUUGGUUCUGAUCAACUCCUUUGUGUCAACACCCUACCUGGAUGCCUGGUUCAUUCUGUUUUGUCGGACUUGCAUCUACGCCAACAGCGCCAUCAACCCGGUGAUUUACAACGCCAUGUCCCAGAAGUUCCGUUCAGCAUUCCGCGGCCUCUACAGCUGCCAGCGGACGGAGCUGAAUCAGCGGACGCUGUCCGGCUUUGGUACCAUCCGAGACCCACGACCCGCCCAGCAGCAGAGCAACGGGACAGAUGAGAAGGAAAGAAGACACAUCUUGGGAAGUUCCUCUGACCUGACAAAGCACAAUGGCAACGGACAUCAGGAGAGGGUGACGGUUAACGGUGUGACCGCUGACCGUCGUACCGACAUCGGGUCUGCAGAUGUCAGCACCAGAGGAGGUCCAGGUGAGACGGUGUUGGCUCGGGAUGAGGACUCAGGUCGGUCCAAGAGGAAUAACUCUGCAGAUGGAGGAAAUGAUUUGCAGGAAGCAGUGUGAAUAUUUCCUCAUGCACCCAAUUUCACGUAAAACAUUUAGAAAUUUUAAAAAAAAUAAUUCUGCACUGAGGAGAAAAAUAAAGAUUUAAAUUCCUUCCUAAAUGUUCAGCAGCUGCAUUCAUUUAUUUAGGUUUAGAGAAAAAGUUUCUAAAAGCAGGAGUUUGUCCUGUUAUUAUCCUCCAGAUCAGAUUGCCUAGAAGAUCUCAUCACGGGGAAUGAUGUGGAAAAACGGGAAAACGACGGGUAUGGAAUUCCUUUGUGUGAAUUUCCAUUGUUCAGUUCGUUUUUUUUUUAACA